Molecule: messenger RNA, 1476 nt
Organism: Peniophora sp. CBMAI 1063
Lineage: Eukaryota; Fungi; Basidiomycota; Agaricomycetes; Russulales; Peniophoraceae
Source: the annotation of a GenBank genome assembly
AUGGCCUCCUCUCGCGCAGCCUCGCCCGAUGCCGAGUCGGCUCUUCCCUUUGCCUCUGAGCCCUCGAUCUCUCCGGAGGCUGCGGCGUUGGCCGCUGCAGAGCGCCGUCGCGUGAACCCGGAGAGCCUUGCAGCGCGCCUGGGUCCCGAGGUCGUUGCCGAGUUAGAGCGCCAUAUUGAGCCUGGCAGCAUCGAGAUGCCCUCAUUCAGUGUUCGACGUAAGGUUCAAGUCGACUUUAACGUCGAUCGCCGCCACAUCUACGACUUCUACCACAGCCGAGGGCUGCGCUGCCUCAAGAACGAGCGCUCCACUCGGGCGAAGAAGAGGGAGAUCGAUACCGUCAUCAUCGAAGACCCGCCGACUUCCCGCUCAAGAUCUUCGCGCGGCCUCCCUAUCCCCGACUAUAGCGAACCAAGACGUCGGCGACGUGCCGCACCCUACGAUAUCCCACCAUCACCGAAAAUAAUGCGCAAGCCUCGCAAGUCUAGCUCGGUUCCCGAUCCAGCUCCUAUGGCUUCUUCAUGUACUGAGCUUUCGAACUCUCCUCCUUCCUCAUACGCGCCCACACCGGAGCCUUCUGGCGGACACCUCCCUUCUGCAACGCCUGUCGACGUUCUUAUGUCUGCACCGCCGUCUCCUCUAGGCCUGCCAGAAGCACCUCCUCCGUCACCAUCGCUGUCCAGCACUGGCUCUAGCUCGAGUACGGAUUCCUUCGAAAGCUUGGCCUCCAUGGAACACUAUCUGGCCUCUCUUGAACCCGUUGACUUCAAUAUUAUCGUGUCCACUGCCGACACCGACAAUGAAUCGUCGGGCGAACAACCUGCAGAUCCGGGUGUUGUGCCUCCAUCACCCUUCAGUCUACUCUCGCCUCAAGAAAAGCAGCAGCCCUACUCGUGGCUCAGCAACGUUCUCGGCCCCGCCAACGGCAUACAAGAAUGCGUGGGCUCGUAUAAACAAUACAUGGACCAGCAGCGCGACGCCUACUACUCCCCUCUCGUCGACAACGAUCUUCGCCCGCUCAAGGCUCGCGUUCACUCCGUGGGCCCCACUUCUGCGGCCUCGCUCUCCUCCGGUAAACCUGCCCUUACGUCCACGGAAGCUACACUGCGUGCUGUAUCGCGCACGAUGCGCGCAUCGGCGAGGACCUCGCUUGCGACGUCCGGUUUGCAUCAGCCACGGCCAACGCCCAUCUCACGCCCGAGCACAACUAAGCCAAGUACAGAGAACGUCCCCUGGCCUGCGGUGCGCGCGCCAGUCCCUGUCGUCGCGCGCCCCUUGAGCGCGUCGUUCCUUCAGCCACUUCGGGCCUCUACAUCCUUCAAUAUGGCCAGUCGGAGGCAUGGCGCUCAGCAUUCUGCCAACUCGGCGGAGAGACUUCAAAAUGGCGCUUCCAAUUCUAUCCGGCGCCAGGACCCUGCAAUAACGCCGUCCGCAACCUACACCUGGUCUCACGGCAUCGCAGGCCACAGCAUGUGA